Ctenopharyngodon idella (grass carp) is the source of this 2125-nucleotide messenger RNA. It is a transcript of the gene cdc34a, whose product is annotated as cell division cycle 34 homolog (S. cerevisiae) a. The record is from RefSeq and is a predicted model, not a curated record. Bases 396 to 1124 code for a protein of 242 amino acids. Gene Ontology annotation, molecular function: ubiquitin conjugating enzyme activity. Lineage: Eukaryota; Metazoa; Chordata; Actinopteri; Cypriniformes; Xenocyprididae. The transcript is spliced from 5 exons. Gene Ontology annotation, biological process: protein polyubiquitination; ubiquitin-dependent protein catabolic process.
AGCUACUCGUGCCCUCCAUUGGUUGCAGGAGGCGUAUUAGGAGGGACGUGGUCUACAGCUGCUGGCACUGUGUCUAGCGUGACGCUGGGGGAGGGAGCGAGACUCCUCGAACAAGCUGCCCCGUAUUGCAUGUUUGUUUACUAGCGGAACGCUUGAUUAAUUUAACACGUUUAAUAUCGACGCCAGGUGCUUAACGUGGGACUUCAAAUGCCCGACGGGAACAGCAAAUCCGCUGGGGCUGGUACUCGCUAAGCGAAGAUUGUCAUCGAGUGAUUUAUCUCUGGUUUGUUCGCUCGCAUUCAGCGUCUACGGCUACUGCGCGUUUGUGAAACGGACGAUUUGAACUUGUUUGCGGGGUUAUUUUGGAUGCCUGAUCGUUCGUUUGUUUUUGGAAUAUGGCUCAGCAUGGACACCACCAUGUUGCGAGUUCCCAAAAGGCUUUAAUGCUGGAGCUGAAAAGUCUCCAGGACGAGCCGGUUGAAGGCUUCAAAAUAACUUUAGUCGACGAGUCGGACUUGUACAACUGGGAAGUCGCGAUUUUCGGACCCCCUAACACGCACUAUGAGGGGGGUUAUUUUAAGGCACGCAUCAAAUUCCCCAUCGACUACCCGUACUCACCUCCUGCCUUCAGAUUCCUCACCAAGAUGUGGCAUCCCAACAUCUAUGAGAAUGGCGACGUAUGUAUUUCCAUACUGCACCCGCCAGUGGACGAUCCCCAGAGUGGUGAACUGCCAUCAGAGAGGUGGAACCCAACACAGAAUGUGAGAACGAUCUUAUUGAGCGUUAUCUCGCUGCUGAAUGAGCCCAACACCUUCUCGCCAGCCAACGUGGACGCCUCUGUCAUGUACCGCAAAUGGAGGGACAGUAAGGGGAAAGACCGCGAGUAUGCAGAGAUCAUCAGGAAACAGGUUUUAGCCACCAAAGCCGACGCAGAGCGGGACGGGGUCAAAGUACCCACCACACUGGCAGAAUACUGCGUCCGUACCCGCGCCCCACCUGCCGACGAGGGCACUACCUUGUUCUACGAUGACUACUACGAUGAUGAGGAUUUAGAUGAUGAUGAUGAUGAAGAAGGUGAGGACUGUUGCUAUGAUGAAGACGACUCUGGGACGGAGGACUCUUGACGACCGGCGCCCAAGCUUUCCGAACUAUUCACUUCCGGUUUCCCAUUUGGUUUCAUAGCUUUUAAAUCAAGUCAAAAUGGAAUACGUCACAAACGGCAAAAGAUGGUUUGCGCAGAGGUUAUUGAUCCCGAUGAACUGUUUUUGUACUUCUGUUAGAACGGCAACUAACAGUUGCAGUCAACUCUAAACCCAGACGCUUUGAGGGUUUGUUUUUUAUUCCUUACAUUUUGUUUAGUCUGUUUUUUUGGGGGGCAGGUUGGGUUCAACCAAUCAGUGCAAAACAGUCCAGCUUGUGUUUAUUUGAUCCUCCAUAAACAACUUGCCUUUCAAAGGCAACUGAUCUCAGGUUUUCAAUUUCUGUGAUUUAACAGUAUUGGCGUCUUGGGUGGGGGGAAAGUAGCUAAUACACAUUCUCAGGGCUACUUCUCUUUCUUACACCACAAUGCAGCAUAUUCUGCUUCUGUAGCCAAGGACUGAACAAGCUUCUCAGAUAAAUGUUCUCCAGAAGAGGAUCUCGGCAAGGCGUUUGAUUAAAUUGAUGCAUCGCAUACAGUUCACACCAUUCUAAGAUUUGUUUUCCUUUUGGACUUUCAUUUUGCCCACAAACAAACCUGUCUUCAUUUGUGUUCUGUUUUUGAUUUAAUGGGGUAGUUUGACUCUUUUGAGUUUGAAUCUUUGCUAUAUAGCUACUCUUUGACAUUUGAGGGUAUUUUAGUUUUGUUAUUCUGUAUAUCCUUAUUCAUUUUAAAGCUUUGUGGUGACUCUUUAUUUGGAACCUAAAAUCCUCCUCAGGAAAAUGGACAUGAGACAUUGGUGUGUUUGUGGCUCACCUUUUGACCCCAACAGACUCUUUAAACCCGUUCAGCAGAUUCAUAUGCACAGAGGGGUAUUUUAGGUAACUUUCCCUUCUUGUUUGUACUUUUUUUUUUUUUUUUUUUUUUUUGUAUGCUUUGUAAAUCUAUUUAAAGUCUGAAUAAAGGUCUUUAUUAAAAUCCCUCUAA